CCCUCACUCACUAUAAGCCCUAGUCUCUACUUCUUUGGCCUUAGCACAUUUUUUCCUCCUGCUUCUUGCCUUAUCCACAUCCUCCGCAAAAACCCACCAAUACCCAUCUUCCAGUCUCCCGCAAGAUGGCUUCAGCUAGUGCUAUCUCCACUGCCUCCAUCCUCCCUUCACCUUCUAAACAAGGAGGAUUAAAGAAUAGGAGAGUGAGCCAAUUGCAGCAGGGGCAGAAGUUUGGUCGGAAGCAAGCCAAGAAUCGGUUUGUGGUGAGGGCCAAUGCUAAGGAAAUUGCAUUUGACCAGAAGUCCAGGGCUGCAAUGCAGUCCGGUAUUGAUAAGCUUGCUGAUGCUGUCGGUCUUACUCUUGGUCCCAGGGGAAGGAAUGUUGUCUUGGAUGAAUUUGGGUCCCCGAAGGUGGUAAAUGAUGGGGUAACGAUUGCACGAGCCAUAGAGUUGCCUAACGCUAUGGAAAAUGCUGGUGCUGCUUUGAUUAGGGAGGUUGCUAGCAAGACAAACGAUUCUGCAGGUGAUGGGACUACUACGGCAUCUGUUCUUGCCCGUGAAAUCAUCAAACUUGGCCUUCUGAGCGUUACCUCUGGUGCCAAUCCAGUUUCAUUGAAGAAGGGCAUUGAUAAAACUGUGCAGGGUUUGAUUAAUGAGCUUGAGAACAAAGCCAGGCCCAUUAAGGGUCGAGAAGAUAUCAAAGCUAUUGCAUCGAUCUCUGCGGGAAAUGAUGAGAGUAUUGGUACAAUGAUUGCUGAUGCCAUAGACAAGGUUGGACCAGAUGGUGUCUUAUCCAUUGAGUCAUCAUCUUCCUUUGAGACCACUGUCGAUGUAGAAGAAGGAAUGGAGAUUGAUAGAGGAUACAUAUCCCCACAGUUUGUUACCAAUCCUGAGAAGCUCCUUGUUGAAUUCGAGAAUGCUAGAGUACUGGUUACAGACCAGAAGAUUUCUGCGAUAAAGGACAUCAUUCCCUUGCUAGAGAAGACCACACAGUUACGAGCACCUUUACUUAUUAUUGCAGAAGAUGUUACUGGGGAGGCUUUGGCUACUCUUGUUGUAAACAAGCUCCGAGGAAUUUUGAAUGUGGCCGCCAUCAAAGCACCUGGUUUUGGAGAAAGAAGAAAAGCCCUUCUUCAAGAUAUUGCCAUUGUGACAGGGGCGGAAUAUCAAGCUACUGAUUUGGGCUUGCUAGUGGAGAAUACUGAUAUAGACCAGUUGGGUUCGGCAAGAAAGAUUACAAUCAACAAAGAAUCCACAACCAUCAUCGCUGAUGCUGCAUCAAAGGAUGAGCUGCAGGCUAGGAUCGCUCAACUUAAAAAGGAGUUGUCUGAGACUGAUUCAGUUUAUGACUCUGAGAAACUUGCUGAAAGAAUCGCAAAACUCUCUGGUGGGGUUGCUGUAAUCAAAGUUGGUGCUGCAACAGAAACUGAACUUGAGGACCGCAAACUUCGCAUUGAGGAUGCUAAGAAUGCAACUUUUGCUGCCAUUGAGGAAGGUAUUGUGCCAGGUGGUGGUGCUGCACUAGUCCAUCUCUCAACUCAUGUUCCUGCCAUCAAGGACAAGCUCGAAGACGCAGAUGAGCGACUAGGUGCUGAUAUUAUCCAAAAGGCGCUAAUAGCACCCGCAUCUUUGAUUGCUCAAAAUGCUGGGGUUGAAGGUGAGGUGGUCGUCGACAAAGUGAAGGCUGGUGAAUGGGAGUUUGGUUAUAAUGCAAUGACUGAUGCAUACGAGAAUUUGGUAGAAGCUGGAGUUAUCGACCCAGCCAAGGUGACAAGAUGUGCCUUGCAAAAUGCAGCUUCCGUCGCCGGUAUGGUGCUCACCACCCAAGCCAUUGUGGUGGAGAAACCCAAGCCAAAAACACCUGCAGCAGCAGCAGCAGCUGGAGCUCAACAAGGCAGUGACGGCUAUUACUCUGUGUGAUCAAACGAUUAUGUAGUUUUUGUGUAGGAUACGUCUGAGUACCGGGUUAGGUCUACGUGAGAGAUCUCGUGUUAUCGAUUAGAGGGAUAGAUCCUGCCAUUGUGAUGGGUUUUGAGGAUUUGAGGUGAAAGUGUAAACAGUUUUGUCAUUUGAUGGAUUCAAGUGUAACUGGUACUCGUCCAAAAUUCGAUCCUUGAAGCAUUAGACAAUAAAUCUUGAGAGCCCUUCAA
Molecule: messenger RNA, 2149 nt
Organism: Sesamum indicum (sesame)
Lineage: Eukaryota; Viridiplantae; Streptophyta; Magnoliopsida; Lamiales; Pedaliaceae
Source: RefSeq, a predicted model, not a curated record